GUCAUCUAUAUCUAUCUGUCUGUCUAUCUGUCUGUCUGUCUAUCUAUCUCAUCUGUCUGUCUGUCGAUCUCUCUGUCAGUCAUCUAUAUCUAUCAAUCUAUGUAUAUAUACAUCCACAUAUAUAUAUGUAUAUCUUACUUUCUACACACAUAAAAAUUUAGUCAAAAUGGGUUAUAAACCUAAAUCUAAAAAGCAAUCUGAACUUUUGAGCAAAACACAGUAAUAAAUCUUUGCACAGUGGGAUUAGAAAUGAUGUUUUAACUAUAAACACCAAGAAACAGCUGACAGAAUAAAAACUGAAAAAGUGAACCUCAUUUUAAAAAAUUGCUCUUUUAAAAACACUAAAAAGGAAACCAAAGAAUGGGAGGAAAUAUAUACAAAUCACUUGUCUCAUUAAAUAUUUGUUUCUCAAAUAUUUAAACAGCUCACCACUUAGUAAAAAGACAACUGAAUAUAUAAAUAAGCACAAAACUUGAGUAUGUCAUCAAGGGCAAUGAGCACAUGAAAGUACACUCAACAUCAUUAGUAACUAAAAAGCGGAAGACCACCAUUUUGUCCUCCCUGAAACGGCUGUGACCAGGAAACGCAACAGUAACAGGCAUUGAAAGGGAACUGGAGCCUUCCGACGGUUGGGUAUUCAUGGGUGAACAAUGAAUGGUUUGAAACUCCACUAAAAGUGAGUUUACCCUACAACCUAACGUUUCUUCUACAGAGAAAUAAAAACAGUAUGAAUAUUCGAAGGCUUUCAGGAAAGUGUCAUCUGCUGCAUUCUUCACAGGCCACGCCUAGAAACAGCCCAAAUAGUCACAGCAGCUCUGCUGAAUGAAUAAAUAUGAUAAGCUGUGUAUGUGUUGGCAUAUGCAUAUUUCUAUGCACACUUAUCACUGCAGUUUUAUACAUCUGUAUUCUCAAAUUAGCAAGGAAUUCUACAAACUCCAUAGAUAAUAUAGCACUGUCUCAAGAAUGAAUGCAUAUGUAUAAUUAAAAAUUAAUGUCUUUCUAGUUUUCAGCUCAGAUACCAUCUGGGUUGAAAUUCUAGACCUUUCUACUUCUUAGCUUUGUUUUCCUAAACUAGUUAUUCAACCUCUCAGGGGUUUACGCUUUUCAGAUACAGACAAUGAUAAUAAUUCCUCAUAUGAUUGUGGGAUUAAAUGAUACAAAAUAUACAGAGUGUUGAGCAUUGGUUUGUCACAGUGUAAGUCUUUAAUAAAUUGGAACAGUCCAGUUUCUACUCACAUAGAAAGGAGAAGGCAGCCAUUUGGUGACGUGGAGAAGAUGCCUUCUGUCCUUCCAGCUGUCAGCCUUAAAGUGUUUCACUUACUCUCUCCGUCUCAAAUUGCCAAAAUCUGUAAAUGACGGUCAAACUGUAAUUCUAAAGUACACACAACUAAGGGACCGUAUGACAGGGUUUCACAUACCACAAAGCACGCUAAUUUAUAAAUUCCUGUAUUAUCAUAGCUUCUGUCUUCAUCAUACAACCCGGGUUCAUAUUGAAAGAAGCUGUUCAUGGCCGCAGUGUCUGUGAGAAGACAUUUUCAAAACAAAGUUUCCCCUCCAACGGUUGAGCACAGAGUAGGGAGAAUCAUGUCAACUCCUAUCUGAAACACUCGCCUGUCGUCACCAGCUAUCAGGCUCAGCUAAAUAUGGCUCUGGCCACUCUGUGAAUAAUCCCUGCUGGUUCUGAGACCUCCAUCCACCACUGAUGUGACAUUCUUUGUGUUCAAAUAUCUAGCUGACGUCUGAUGCUUAAAACAGCCCAUGCUUUCAGCCUCUCCACAUUGUCAGAGCCCUGCAUCACCUCUCUUAAAAGGCUCCUGAGGCCACUCCUCACGCCAGCUGCCGACCAGCCUGACACUUGCCUCCCCGGGUCAGCCUCCGCUUGCCUUGAAUGCCUGGUUCUUUAAGCUUUUGGGGUGUCUGACGAGGUUGGGACCAUGUCUACAUUUGGCUACAGAAGGGGACUUAGUAAAUAUGAAUCCAUCGAUGAGGAUGAACUUCUGGCCUCCCUCUCGGCUGAGGAGCUUAAGGAGCUUGAGAGGGAGCUGGAGGACAUUGAACCAGACCGAACCCUUCCUGUGGGGAUGAGGCAAAAGAGUCUGACGGAGAAAACCCCCACAGGGAACUUCAGCAGGGAGGCGCUGAUGGCUUAUUGGGAAAAGGAGUCCCAGAAACUUCUGGAGAAGGAACGGCUUGGGGAGUGUGGAAAGGUUGCCGAGGAAGACAAGGAAGAGAGUGAGGAAGAACUAAUCUUCACAGAAAGCAACAGCGAAAUCUCUGAGGAGGUGUGUACAGAAGAGGAGGAGGGGCAGGAGGAGUCUCAGGAGGAAGAGGAAGAGGAGGAAGAGGACAGCGAGGAAGAGGGCAGUGAGGAAGAGGAAGCUACAACUGAAGCCACAAAACACAUUAAUGGAACUGUAAACUACAGUAGCGCUAAUUCAGAUAACUCCAAGCCAAAGACAUUUAAAAGUCAAAUAGAAAAUAUAAAUUUAACCAAUAGCAACAGUGGAAGGACACAGAGGAACACGGAGUCGCCCGCCGCCAUUCACCCUUGUGGAAAUCCCACCGUUAUUGAGGACGCCCUGGAAAAGAUAAAAAACAAUGACCCUGACACAACAGAAGUCAAUCUGAACAAUAUCGAGAACAUCACCACACAGACCCUGUCCCGCUUUGCGGAAGCGCUCAAGGAGAACACAGUCGUGAAGACGCUCAGUCUGGCCAACACGCACGCGGAUGACGCCGCGGCGAUUGCCAUCGCAGACAUGCUCAAGAUGAAUGAGCACAUCACCAGUGUCAACGUGGAGUCCAACUUCAUCACGGGCAAGGGGAUCCUGGCCAUCAUGAGAGCCCUGCAGCACAACACCGUGCUCACCGAGCUGCGCUUCCACAACCAGAGGCACAUCAUGGGCUCCCAGGUGGAGAUGGAGAUUGUCAAGCUGCUCAAGGAGAACACCACGCUGCUGAGGCUGGGCUACCAUUUUGAGCUCCCAGGACCAAGAAUGAGUAUGACGAGUAUUUUAACAAGGAAUAUGGAUAAGCAGAGGCAAAAGCGCAUGCAGGAGCAGAAACAGCAAGAGGGGUACGACGGAGGAGCCGCUCUUAGGACCAAAGUCUGGCAAAGAGGGACGCCAGGCUCUUCUCCAUACGGCUCUCCAAGGCAGUCUCCCUGGUCAUCUCCCAAAGUCUCCAAGAAAGUCCACACUGGGAGAAGCCGACCUCCAUCUCCAGUAGCCCCCCCUCCUCCUCCUCCCCCUCUUCCUCCCAACCUGCUGCCUCCUCCCCCUCCUCCCCCUCCUCCUCCACUCCCAGAGAAAAAGCUCAUCACCCGAAAUAUUGCAGAAGUGAUUAAACAACAGGAAAAUGCCCAGCGGGCCCUACAAAAUGGACAGCGGAAGAAAAAAGGGAAGAAGGUUAAGAAACAGCCAAACAACAUCCUGAAGGAAAUAAAGAAUUCGCUGAGGUCAGUGCAAGAGAAGAAAAUGGAAGACAGCUCCCGACCGUCUACCCCGCAGAGAUCAGCUCAUGAGAACCUCAUGGAAGCCAUCCGGGGGAGCAGCAUAAGACAGCUCCGGAGGGUGGAAGUUCCCGAGGCUCUGAGAUAAACCUGUCUGUAGAAGAGGACCCGGAACUGUGUAGUGGUGUGACCUGAGGUGCCUUGCAAGCUGCUUCCAAAGUGCCUUCUUUAAUCUGAAAUGUUCCCGACUUCAACAAUAGUGUCACUGUGGAAUUCCAAAGGGAAUUUUAAGAAGCAACCAGCACGUUUCUUUUGUAAAUAUGAAAAUAAACUUUUUUUUAAUGUCAUAAGAUUUAUGCAGGCAGAGGCCAGCAAGAUUUCUUUGCAGCUCUGGUAUCUCGGUGACUGAGUGCAAAUCACUUAAAGAAAUGUGCUAUUAUUUUUGUAACCCCAAUAACCUUAGAUUAAUUUUUUUCUUUUUUUUAAAAAAAGAGAAACUAUUAUUUUUCUGAGUUAAUACAUCUGCUGGCUAUGUAUGUAAUAUUGCUAAAUAUUAAAAUCAUUACGUUCUCGCACCAAAAGGGUUCAUGCUCUUAGCAUUUGCUUUCUUUCUUCAUGCCCAAGAAAUUCUAGCCAGAUCUCUUUCCAGAAGAUAAACCUCAAGAACCACAGACCCUUACCUAAGACAGACACAGACAGAAGGGCAGCCUCUCAGAUAGGAUGACAAUAUGGAUUUUUAAAUACAAAUGUGACCAGACUUAAAACACACACACACACACACACACAC
This is a messenger RNA of Alexandromys fortis (reed vole), 4238 nucleotides long. It is a transcript of the gene Lmod2, whose product is annotated as leiomodin 2. Gene Ontology annotation, molecular function: tropomyosin binding. The record is from RefSeq and is a predicted model, not a curated record. NCBI's taxonomy places the organism in Eukaryota, Metazoa, Chordata, Mammalia, Rodentia, Cricetidae. Gene Ontology annotation, cellular component: myofibril; striated muscle thin filament; cytoskeleton. Gene Ontology annotation, biological process: actin filament organization; muscle contraction; myofibril assembly. The transcript has 3 exons. The coding region runs from base 1935 to 3599 and encodes 554 amino acids.